This is a messenger RNA of Arachis ipaensis, 411 nucleotides long. NCBI's taxonomy places the organism in Eukaryota, Viridiplantae, Streptophyta, Magnoliopsida, Fabales, Fabaceae. The record is from RefSeq and is a predicted model, not a curated record.
AUGAGACUUCUAAUGUCUUCUUCAAAUCAACAUGAUGGUGAAAUAAACAGAUUUGCUAAUAUUGGUUCUGCUGUUGGUGAUGAGUCAGAAGUUAAUAUUCCAAAUGAUCUGCUAAUUACAACUGUUGAUGACCCCCUCUCAUUUGGUUUAUGCAACGGGAUAAGGUUAAUAGUUAACGAACUUGACAACAACAUAAUUGGAGUGACGGUAGUGACCGGUAGAAAUAUUGGCAACAAAGUGUACAUUCCAAGAAUGAACUUGGUCCCUUCAAAUUCAGGAUUGCCAUUUAAGUUCCAACUGAGACAAUUUUCAUUAACAGUGUGCUUUGCAAUGACCGUCAACAAGAGUCAAGGUAAAUCAUUAUCGCAUGUAGGCCUUUACUUGCCAAAAUCAAUGUUCACCCAUGGAUAA